AUGGCGAACUCUGAUUCUCUCAAGUGGAGUCAGGUCGCAGCAAAAGGCGCCGGCAUGCGUGUCAUCUCGCCAACUCGAAUUUUCGACGCAAAUGCAACACUGUCUUCAGAGAUCUUGUUUGAGCACCCUGAUUUCAAGAAUCAGCAACUGGCCAGAAAGGCUGCCUCCAUCGUUCGACAAGCAUUGACUCCCCAAUCAGUUUUAUUUUCGUUUCCUCCAACUUCAUUUGCUCAUCGUACCGAGGCAUUUAAGAGUAUUGAGGACAAUAUUGGUCCGCUUGCAGCUGUUCGUCCUCUGAGUUUAUAUAGCAUCCACUCACGCGGUGAUUUGCUUAUUGAAGCCAAGUUCGUUUCACAGGAGCAUGCUACAAAGGCUAUCCAAGCUGGUAUCACUCUUGAUGACAUUGUCUAUAAGGCUUCGCCAUCAGUUGCAGGUGUUGAGAAACCUUUGGUGCGCGUGCAACUUAAUCUUUUGCACAUGGCCACCAAUACUGAAUUGAAGGAAGGUUUAUUAUCUUCUUUACGUUAUUACGGUAAGGUGUACCAAGUACGCCAGACUUUGUGCAAUGGCUAUUUUGAAGGCCAACUAACGGUGACGUUGGAUCCGAGCCAUGGUUAUGUGGAUGAUGAAGGCAAGAGACAAGAGAGACAUUAG
Lichtheimia ornata is the source of this 654-nucleotide messenger RNA. RefSeq lists its product as uncharacterized. Lineage: Eukaryota; Fungi; Mucoromycota; Mucoromycetes; Mucorales; Lichtheimiaceae. The record is from RefSeq and is a predicted model, not a curated record. Bases 1 to 654 code for a protein of 217 amino acids. The transcript has a single exon.